AAAUCAAGUCAAAAGAAACCGCCAAUGCAUAACACAAAACCAAAACCCAAUCAAAUGGGUUUAUCGGAUAUUCUUAGCUUGUAAGAAGAAUAAAUACAACAAAAAACAUGUUUGGAACACACAACGAUUACAAAAAGUGGACGAAUUCUCGAUUCGACGAUGAGACAGUCACCACGUCUGGCACCAAGACGUACGUGCGCGGCCCCGGGGACAGCCGCGCCCGGGACCCGGAGGAGGUGCCCUUCCAGAGGGUCUCCGUCGCGGGGAUCCACGCCACCGGGGUACCUUUCGAUGAGCUGGUGCAGUCUUCAGCCCUGCUGGCGGAGGCGCUGAAGAUGCGUCAGAAAUACAUGGAGGCCUCCAUGCAGUCGUUCCCGGUGUCUCUGGCCAAUUACUUGAAGAACCAUGAAGAACGGCCAAUGGUACCUAGAACGAUCAAGUCGGAGAUGCUUCCAACAGCCGAAUUUGGCGGACAGUAUAAGGCACCUAUUGAUAGCAAAGAUUUGGCUGGAAGAUAUCUACAGUUGGAUGGGAAUAGAUCAUCGGAAGAGGAUAUGGCCGCUUUCUAUGACCCAAGUUUCCUCAAUGUUUCUGAGAAAAAUCCAUACAAAUCCCAGCAGACGGUGCGGAAUUCCAUAGAGUCCCAAGAAGGGGAGACGCUUGCUGCAGUAUACUCGGACCCCUGGGCGCACCCGACGCCUCCGGACCACCACUACCUGUUCGCGUGGCGGCGCGGCGUGGUGCGCGUGUUCCGGACCAGGGCUGCCCUGGAGGCCGGCGACCCCAUGUACCAGGGGCCCAGCUACAGCACCUACGUGCAGGACCUCACCAGGCUGCUGGACAUGAUCUGCGAUGGGCCGCUCAAGUCCUACUCGUUCCGGCGGCUCAGCUACCUGUCGUCCAAGUUCCGGCUGCACGUGCUGCUCAACGAGCUGCACGAGCUCGCGCUGCAGAAGGCAGUUCCUCACCGGGACUUCUACAAUGUCAAGAAAGUGGACACGCACAUCCACGCGGCGUCUUGCAUGAACCAGAAGCACCUGCUCCGCUUCAUCAAGCGGACCCUGCGCCAGCGCCCCGACGAGGUGGUGGCCAUAGACAAGGGCAUGCCGAUGACUCUGAAGGCCGUCUUCGAAGAAAUGAAACUCGACGCGUACGACCUGAAUGUGGAUAUCUUGGAUGUGCAUGCGGACCGCAACACAUUCCACCGCUUCGACAAGUUCAAUGCAAAAUACAAUCCGGUAGGAGAAAGCAGAUUAAGGGAAGUGUUUCUUAAAACGGACAAUCUCAUGAAUGGCAAAUAUUUUGCCGAUAUAAUAAAGGAGGUGAUAGCAGAUCUCGAAGAGAACAAGUAUACUUUCGUCGAGCCUCGCCUGUCGAUCUACUGCAAGAGCAAGAAUGAAUGGGCGAAACUGGCCAGCUGGGCCGUGAAGAACGAUGUGCAUUCCAACCACGUCCGCUGGCUCAUCCAGGUCCCUAGACUGUAUGAUAUUUAUCGCAUCAAAAACAUAUUGAAAAACUUCCAAGAGUUUCUGAGUAAUUUGUUUGAUCCGCUUUUCCAAGUGUCUAUUGAUCCCAGCUCGAAUACAGAGCUGCACAAAUUCUUGACGCAUGUGAUCGGCUUUGACAGCGUAGACGAUGAGUCCAAACCUGAAAAUUCUAACUUGAACGAUCACAUGAAGACUCCAGAGGAAUGGAACCAUGAGGAAAAUCCGCCGUAUGGCUACUAUUUGUACUAUAUGUACGCAAACAUGGUAAUUCUAAACCAGCUGAGAAAGGAACAAGGUUUGAACACAUUUGUGUUGAGACCACAUUGUGGUGAAGCAGGACCACCAGCACACCUUAGUGUUGCAUUCCUAUUGGCCGAGAAUAUAUCGCAUGGUCUAACUCUAAAAAAGGCGCCGGUCCUACAGUACCUCUAUUACCUGGCACAGAUCCACAUAGCGAUGUCGCCUCUGAGCAAUAACUCUCUGUUCCUGCGCUACCACAGGAAUCCUCUCCCUGAGUUCUUCGCUAGAGGGUUGCCGGUCACGUUGAGCACUGAUGACCCACUGCAGUUCCAUUACACCAAAGAACCCUUAAUGGAAGAGUACAGUAUUGCUGCGCAAGCGUGGAAGCUGAGUUCAUGUGACAUGUGUGAGCUGGCCCGCAAUUCUGUGAUCAUGUCUGGCUUCCCACAUGAGAUGAAGCAGUACUGGCUGGGAGUGGACUACCGGGUCGAGGGUCCGGCCGGGAACGACAUCACAUUCACCAACGUGCCUGACGUCCGCAUCUCCUUCCGAUACGAGACACUCAUCGAUGAACUCCAGAAUAUAUUCCGGGGAGAUGCUCGCGUUGCGGAACAUCAGAAAUCUUUGAGGGUAUCUCCGUCCAGGACUCAGUCCACGGCGAGACACGACGACUCCAGCACGAUGGUGAAACUGGAAACGAACCUGUCUGCUGCAGAAGUAUUUCCUGGGCAAUCGUCUACCUUUUAAAAUAUCAACACAAAUAUAUUGAAGCACUUUCACCAGGUAUUGAAUCAAUUUUGUACUAUGAUCAACACAAAUUAUGUUAUAAAAUAAAUAAAGUAAAAUAUUACAUU
This is a messenger RNA of Plutella xylostella (diamondback moth), 2581 nucleotides long. Its product is annotated as AMP deaminase 2. Gene Ontology annotation, molecular function: AMP deaminase activity. Gene Ontology annotation, biological process: IMP salvage; AMP metabolic process. The record is from RefSeq and is a predicted model, not a curated record. Lineage: Eukaryota; Metazoa; Arthropoda; Insecta; Lepidoptera; Plutellidae. Gene Ontology annotation, cellular component: cytosol.